Molecule: messenger RNA, 3269 nt
Organism: Myotis lucifugus (little brown bat)
Lineage: Eukaryota; Metazoa; Chordata; Mammalia; Chiroptera; Vespertilionidae
Gene: MED9
Product: mediator complex subunit 9
Exons: 2
Coding region: 43-459 (138 amino acids)
Biological process (GO): regulation of transcription by RNA polymerase II
Cellular component (GO): mediator complex
Molecular function (GO): transcription coregulator activity
Source: RefSeq, a predicted model, not a curated record
CCCGUUCCCUGACUGGGCGGCUGCUGGCGUUCUCCGAGCGCCAUGGCCUCCGCCGGGUUGGCGGCCGGGCGACCGGCCGAAGAUGCGAUACCCCCGCCGGCCGAGCCGCCGCUGGCCGAGCCGAAGCCGCCGCCGCCGCCCGUCGCUGCGCCCCAGCAGCCGGCGCCGAGGCCCCCGUCCCCGGCGGGCGCGAAGGAGGACAGCUACUCGUUCCUGCCUUUGGUCCACAACAUCAUCAAAUGCAUGGACAAGGACAGCCCGGACAUCCACCAUGACCUCAACGCCCUCAAGACCAAGUUCCAGGAGACGCGCAAGGUCAUCAGCACCAUGCCCGGCAUCCACCUGAGCCCUGAGCAGCAGCAGCAACAGCUGCACAGCCUCCGGGAGCAAGUCAGGACCAAGAACGAGCUUCUGCAGAAGUACAAGAGCCUCUGCAUGUUUGAGAUCCCCAAAGAGUAGACGAGGCCGCCGCGUUCAGGAUGCCCGAGAAAGCACGGGAGAGCAAGUGGCCCGAUUGGUUCCUUAUGAAGUGUGGUUCUUUGGACCCCAGCUCUGAACUUUAUAGCCGAGUGGCGGGGAGGCUAUUGUGCUGCUUCCUCAGCUGAACUUGACGUUGACUGUGGGAGGGGCGGCCUGGAGCUCAGAGUGGCUGGGGCUUCCUUCCAUGUGUCCGCGUGUCUCGAUGCGUAAUAGCUGGAGUGCCUGCCGGUGGGAAGAAGAGGGUCCUGGCCCUGCCUCUGGGGAGGGGCCACCUCCUGCGUGUUUGGGCUCCACUGGCAUCUCCGCUUUGCUUCCUGCCUCCCUCUCUCUUCCCCCCGGACAUGAUCAGUGUGUGCCAGGACCACAUCGUUCUGUUAACAGUGCUGUGUAGCCUUUGCACGAAGUUCACUGGACAGAUGAGGCCUGGGCUCGUGCGGUGUGGGCUUAACAUGGUGAACGAAGGCUGGGAGAAAGCAGUUUUGAAAGACGUUUUCUCCUGAAACUGUUUCCUUUUAUGUUUGAGCCAGUGAGUGUAACUGUCCAUGGGGGGUCGGCCAGCUGCCUGCCGGUGGCCCCUUGUCAGGUUCUCUGCCACCUACAUGCUCUUUUCACUUUCAGCUCUUGCUCCCUUUGUCUCCUGUCAUCUGCGGGCAUCUCGUUUAGCCAUUUAAUGCCCAAGAGUGGCCAAACCGCUUCAGACCUCCUGGGGCCGGGGGGGAGUGUCGCUUCUACGCAGGCACAGGCGGGCUUCCGGCAAACAGCCGGCCUCUUCCAGCGUCUCAGAUUCCGUGGUCUUGGUUUAAAAGUUUAUUUCUCUCUCUGGCCUCGCUAAAGAGCCAGCACGAACAUUACUGCGCUGCAGGCAGGUCAUGAUGGACUUUUUGUUCAGAAGGGCGGCUCGGUGACAGCUGUGACCGUCCCUGGGCCAGGUGCAGUUCUGAAGGGUGGGGCGCUCUAAACCCAAAGUUCAGCAGCCAAGUUCUGGUUCAUGAAAUGUUUACAAACACCCCUAAUUUCCUGCAGGUGGGACGUUUUAUUUUCAUGCGCGUCCCUGGCCUCUUAAAGGAUAAGGUGAGACUAGUAACCAAAUAUUAUUUGAAUCUAGAAAUGAGUGCGUAACCUAUGCUGACCAGUUCUGGGGCUUACCAGCUGCCUGCUGCUGACCUGGCCGGCAGGUGCUGACGGUGGAGAUAUUUUUAGCAGAGCCUCGCUCAGUGGCCCUGCAGCCACCUGCCAGAAGAGGGCGGGGCGGGAGCUGGGUCUGUGGUGGGGAUCCGGUUUCUGUGGCUUUGGACAGAGGAGCCGGCUCUGCAUUGAGGUGGGUAGUACCUGUUAGACUUCUACGUUGGGACUGUUCUUUAACUGAAUCAGUUAUUUUCUUGAACUUUCAGAGUAAUGUGGGGCCAGUUUUAAGGCUCUGACCAAAUACCAUGAAGCACGAAGCACAUGGGAUGCAGGGCCCGGGCUUCCUGCCAGGCUGGGAGGUCAGCGUCCUGGGCGCCGUGGUUUUCAGGAGCGUCAUUAAAAGCACUUUGCUCUGCUCUCAGGACAUCUUGGUUUUUGUACUCAGAAGUUCUUAACAGGAUGUCUCCUGGGCACUGGAUAUGUUCCCUUUGCUUAGAGAUGACAAAGGGGCAACCUCCACUCCGCACCCCUCCCCCCAGCACAUGCAUGUUACAGUGUGGAAGCAGCAGCUCCUGCUGGCCUGGAGGCUCAUCCUGCCCGCCCAUGAUGGGCCCCAAGGCCAUCCCUCAUUCCAUAAGGGGUCAGUCCUGGCAGGGAGCAGCCCUCACCAGAGCGAGGUGGUAGUCCCUCCCCCGGGACAGUAUCAAGUGCCCCUUACCGGCUGAACACCCCCUGGAAGCCGAUUAUUUGGAUUAUUGGGUGGCAGGCACUUUUUAUUUCUUUAAAGAUUUUUAAAAAUUAAUUUGAGAGACAGGGAGAAACAUCGAUGUUCCGCUCAAAGCUCUCACAUGGAUGGGCCACCUCCCGCAGGCCCUCCCCCCGGCCGGGGAUCAAGCCCGCAACCUGGGCAUGUGCCCUGACCGCAGAUUGCAGCAGCGACCUUUUGGUGCACAGGAUGGGACGACAACCAACAGCCACAGCGGCUUAAACAUCACACUUAAUUCUCACAGCAACUCCACGCAAAGGGCGUUCUCUGUAUUUUCCUGGCACAGAAUUCGGGGCUUGGCAGGUGUCGCUGCCCCAGGCUCGCACAAUUCAGAGGGGUCCUGAGCUGAGAGUGGCUGCCUCCGCUCCUGAGGAAAGGAGCCAGCAGAGAAGCGCGCCGGACACCUACCCAGGGCAGAAAGUGCUUCCUGGAGUUGGAGGGGCCCGGAGGCUCAACUGUCUGUAGACAGCCGCCUGGGAGUCCGGAGAGGAGCCACGGGCCAGCUCUGCCUCCUUACUUGUGAACGCAGGGCCCAGUGACACCUCCAGACCUGUCACCUGGGGCCUGCACUGAGUAUUGGACAGACAGUUGGGCACAGCCCCAGGGGCCUUUGUGGCUGGGUCACAGGGAAGCUAAGCUAGAAAGAUGCAUCUCAAGAGAGGACUCUGAAAUCCUUUCUUGUUGGCCUCGAUUUCAAAGGACCCAUUCCCCAAAUAGAAGGGCUUCUGCCCAGCCAUCCGGAACUUUCCUAGAGCCUCUUCCCCCAGGAGAGCUGAAGCUGUGCUCAGAACGCUGGUGCGUUUUCCAGGUCUGGGAAGGGGAGCCUAAGCCACAACGUAGAAACCCACUCCUCCCUCUCACCCUGCCCCUCGGCCCAUUUAUAAAAGCAAAGAAAGCA